Molecule: messenger RNA, 333 nt
Organism: Paracoccidioides lutzii Pb01
Exons: 1
Coding region: 1-333 (110 amino acids)
Source: RefSeq, a predicted model, not a curated record
AUGGCAUGCAACAUACGAUGUCGCACAGUGCUUCUCUUAAAAAUAGCCCAAGGGACGCGUAGCAGCGCCACCGACCAGCCCGUUGAAUCCUGUCCAUACGAGACGUGCUUCAGAGCCCAGGGACAGGAGAUCCGUUUGGGAGUCUUGGCCCUUGGGCAACUUGUCAACGGCUUUACCGACAGAUCUCGAUCUCGACAUAACGAGUGGCCAAUCACACGGCAUAUACAACUCAAGAGCCGAUCUCGAAAAAGGACCUUGGCUCAAGCAGCCCCCAGACCAAUCGUCGGGCCGGGUGUUGCGCUGCUGUCUGCUAGAGGAAGGCUGAGAGUCUGA